GCCUUUGCCGCAAGAAAAGGGACCAGACGCGUGUCGGCGGGGAGGGCGAACGUGUGAACGCGUGACGCCGGGGCCAGAGAUGCGAGUCGACCGGGCGCCCAGCCCCGGAUCCAGCUUUUGGCCUUUUUGCCUUGAGACAUCCUCACCGAGACCCAUUUGGUUUGAUUUGAAUGAGAGGAUUGGGACGCCUUCCCAGCUGGAGAGAGAGAGCUGAGCCUGCAAACACACCAAUAACCAGGCCUUUGAAUGAACGGGGAACAUUUGAGAAACUAGGAGCUGCCGGGUCGCAGCCGGGAUUUUAGGCUUGAACCAGCUCAUUCAAUGCCACUGACUCGUGCCUCAACUUCCAGACCUUGCCAUGGCCAAACUAGAGGCCCUCUCUGUCCUUAGUGACCCCAGCUACCGCGGCCAGGAAGCGUUCCGCCCCUUCGAGCCCAGGCUCUCCGAAUCCGCCUCCCAAAGCAGCAUGGGAAGCGUGGGCAGCGGCGUCGCCAGCGAGCAAGAGUUUGCCAUGAAGAGCGUAGGGACCAGGACUCAGAAUGGCGGGCGACAGGUGGACGGGUCCCGGAACAGCUUCGUUCCGCGGGAGAUCUCCAACCGCUACUCCGGGGAGGAGAAGACCUACAAGUCGGAGAAGAUCUACAUCAACGGGGACCUGCGCAAGAGCGAGAAAGUGAAGGCGGAUCUCUGCGGGAACGUGGCAGCCAACAACGAGAAGAACAUCCCACCUCCUCCGCAGUACAGAGAGCCCAAUAACCCACCAAAGAUAUUGCCAAUCUCUGGGAAACUAGACCAGAGCAACGAGCCCUUAGUUAGACCUUCAGCCUUUAAACCUGUUGUUCCUAAGAACUUCCACUCCAUGCAGAAUCUGUGCCCACCGCAGAGCAAUGGAAUAUCCGAGAACCGAAAGACCUUGAACCACACCAACAGCAAUAGCCCUUCCACUGUCAAAAGCGGCCUGGAGAAGCCCAGCCUUAACAGGACUACCAACCCAGCGGGCGGACUCUCCGAUUCGGGCCGCAACUCUUUGACGAGCCUGCCCACGUACGGCACAGGCUACAGCCAGCACGUCGGCCCGAUGAGCGCGUCGACCAGCCACAUCAACCGCAUCGGGACGAGCUAUGGGGACAAGAACAUUGUGGGAUACAAUGGGAUAUCUACCUCAGACAGCGGGCGGUCUUCCAGCAAGAGCACCUCUUCCUUCAGCCGGCUCAACCAUCUCAACGAAACGAUGCCUUUCCACUCUCCUUCCACGGACGACAUCAUCCAGGACUUGGAGGACCGGCUGUGGGAGAAGGAGCAGGAGGUCCUCCAGAUGAGAAGGAACCUGGACAAGAGCGAGGCGGCCAUUUACCAGGUCUUUGAGGAGAAGCAGAAGAUCUGGGAGCGGGAGAUGGACGACCUCCGGCAGAACUACGCCAACAAACUGCAACAGGUCUCCAAGAAGGCCCAGAGGGCUCAGCAGGCGUUGCAGCUCCAGAUCUUCAAGCUCCAGCAAGAGAAGAAGAAGUUGCAAGACGACGUGGCUCAGCUCCUGCAGCAGCGGGAAGAGCUGGAGAAGAAGUUCGUCGCGUUCAAGAAAGAACAGGCUGAGUUUCUUCCCAAAAUUGAAGAGACCAAGUGGGAGGUGUGCCAAAAGGCAGGUGAGAUUUCCCUGCUGAAGCAGCAGCUGAAGGACUCCCAAUCCGACGUCUCCCAGAAGCUGAACGAGAUCGUGGGCCUGCGGACGCAGCUCAAGGAAGGCAAGAGCUUCCUCCGGGAGAAGGAAGAGCAGAUGCUGACUCUGAAGGACUCCUACAGUAACAAGAGUGUCAGCCUGGAUAUCUGUGAGAACGAGCUGCAGCGGAAGAUGACCGAGGUGCAGAUGCUGAGGGAGAAGCUCAGCCAGUGUGAGGCGGAGGUGUCCAGCCUGAAGCAGGCUUUGGCCAGCUUGGGCAGCCCCCACGGCCACGCCGACCCCUCCGAGCUGGCGGAGAAGCUGGUGCGGGGGGACCCCUUGGCCUGCGAGAGCGACGAGGCCAAGAUGAAGCGGCAGAGCGAGGAGAACCUCGGCGCCCUCAAGAAGGAGGUGGAGCGGCUCCAGGCGGAGCUGAAGGCGGAGCGCCAGCAGCGGGAGCAGCAAGUGGCGGACUUCGAAGGGGAGCGCCGCACUUGGCAGGAGGAGAAGGAGAAGGUCAUCAAGUACCAGAAGCAGCUGCAGCUGAACUAUGUGGAGAUGUACCAGAAGAACCAAAUCUUGGAGCACAAGGUGAACGAAAUGACCAGCAAAGUCACCAGCUCGCCGCACACCGACGAGAAGAAAACGUGGACUCCGUCCAGGUUGGAGAGGAUAGAGUCCACCGAGAUUUAAGGAAAGGACCGAGGUGUUUAAAGUACGUUUGUUUUGGGUUUUCUUCCCCUUCGCCCUAAUUACUGUGCAUGUACUUCAGCCGGUGAUCUUCCUAAAGAGAAUAGGCUAUGUAACCAGCAGCAGCAUAGGUUCGUUUGCACUGGGUCCCCUCCAAUCUGGUAUGGUGCUCUACAGGUUACUCAAAAAAGGGGAGAAAAACUAUGAAGGUGUGCUUUCAUGUUGGAUGGAUGGAUGAUCUGACGUGAGGAGUGAAUGCGGUUUGUGUGGCGUGUUUUCUUAUUAUUAUUUUACUAAUUCCAUUGAAAAAUGCAUUGCCAAUUUAUCUAAAGUAGAGGUGGGCAAAGAGCUGGCUGUGGUUUCAUCCAGGAUUGUCUUUGUGGCUCCAAGGUUCCCCAAAAUAUUUUUCAAGGGGUAUUUUUUUUCUCCUCAAAUGCCUUCCAGGGCAUAUGUGGGGAGGGAUUUUGCAUUGUUUACCUCUCCAGGUUAUUUAAAGUCCAAAAGAGACUUUUAAAAAAACAGCAACUGAAUAGGAAUUGAUUUUGGGGCUCUUCAAUUAUUAAAAUGGCCUAAGACAUGGCGAAACAUGAUGGGAGCAACCCUCCAAGGUCACAUAUGUGUGUGGAACAAUGUGGCCCCUUAAACGGUAGCCUCUCUUGCUCUAGAGCAGUGGUUCUCAACCUGUGGGUCCCCAGAUGUUUUGGCCUUCCAGAAAUCCUAACAGUUGGUAAACUGGCUGGGAUUUCUGGAAAUUGUAGGCCAAAACACUUGGGUACCCACAUGUUGAGAACCACUGAUCUAUAGUAUGCAUUAUCGUCAUCCUCGGCCACUUUGUUAUAUUCUGCUCAUGGAGGCAGUCCUAGAUACAUAAAUUAAAAAAUAUAACCGUCUUCAUUUGCCAUGACAUUUUAGCUGCAUUGGUCAGGGAUCUUGAAACCAAUGCACUUGCGGCACUUGCAGGUUUGCCAUUCUUCCCCAUUAACAUAUCAGGAUAGGGAGGCAGGGGGCAAAAUGCAACCCUAUGAUCUCCAAAACAUGCAUCAACAUAGCGGUUUUUGGAACUCUUUUUUUCUAACAUUUUCUUUCCUUGUCCUGCCCCUCCUUUCCCAAAAUGCUCUAAAAUAAGAAAUAUAUUUGGGUUUCUGUGAGCCCCUCGGGCUGCCUGGCUAUGCCCCAACAAGCACUCUCUC
This is a messenger RNA of Anolis sagrei ordinatus, 3537 nucleotides long. It is a transcript of the gene LZTS3, whose product is annotated as leucine zipper tumor suppressor family member 3. Gene Ontology annotation, cellular component: dendritic spine. Gene Ontology annotation, biological process: regulation of dendritic spine morphogenesis. Lineage: Eukaryota; Metazoa; Chordata; Lepidosauria; Squamata; Anolidae. The record is from RefSeq and is a predicted model, not a curated record.